AUGAAGGUAAAUUAUGAAGAAGGAGACGAUGAAGAACAAAAGCAGCAAAAUAUACUUUGGAGCGAUGCAGAGAGACAGCAUCCAUGGUAUGAUGCUCCUCCUAGGUUAAAGGUGACAACAAAAAAUGGUCUUCGCCAUAUGAAUAUAGAGUUGACAAUGGGAAUCCCUCCGGAAGGCGUCUACGAUUUUUUCAUUAAUCCAAAUAGCAUAUUUUACAAUAUGGGAAGGGGCCAACAACUUCUGGGAAAAAAAUCAAGAAAGGUUUUGAAGAAGGAUGGACCAAGAGAGAUCGCAAAGUUGGAGAAAACUCUGCCAUGGAACUUUCUUUGGUGGUCUGGAUCUCUCCCUGUAACUCUAAUUGUUGAUGGAAAAUAUAAGAAAGAGAAAAUGAUGUUUAUGAAAGUGUUCGAGGGUAACUGGAAAGUGGAGCCAUUAUAUGUAGAUCAGGAACGCUUGUGCAAGAACAUGUUACCAAAUAGUCGAGAAGAAUACAGAAAAUGUAGUGGUGGACAAGGAAAGAUUGCAUCGAAAGUGAUAAUGAACCAAUACUUUAAGCCCUCUUCUCUUCUUAACCUGCCACCACUUUCUUGGUGCAUUAGUGGGAUCACUGUCAAGACGACCAAAACUAUUCUCCAAAUAAUUCAGAAUAAGUGUGCUGUGCACCGAGAGCUUCCAUUUAGUGCCUACUACAAAGGAGGAGGCGUAUGA
Molecule: messenger RNA, 708 nt
Organism: Microthlaspi erraticum
Lineage: Eukaryota; Viridiplantae; Streptophyta; Magnoliopsida; Brassicales; Brassicaceae
Source: the annotation of a GenBank genome assembly